Messenger RNA from Aspergillus thermomutatus, 414 nucleotides. RefSeq lists its product as uncharacterized. Lineage: Eukaryota; Fungi; Ascomycota; Eurotiomycetes; Eurotiales; Aspergillaceae. The transcript has 2 exons. The record is from RefSeq and is a predicted model, not a curated record. The coding region runs from base 1 to 414 and encodes 137 amino acids.
AUGGCCAACAACCGCGUUCCGAUCAACUACCAGACACCACCUUUUCCGGCGCUAUAUGAUCCUGUGCCGACCCAUCAUCCUCCGCAGGUCUAUUAUCUGUACUAUACACGAGACAUUUGGCGAUUCACCCUCUACUGGACUUUUAUAUUUUAUGCAGCUAGUCAUCUUGCCGUUGCUGCAUGUGCUGUGGUCACGCAACUUCGGAAUUGGAGAGUUUGUCUGGCUGUCCCGCUGGUGUUCUCUGCCAUUGCCGCACUGGAAGCUCUUCUAGCUGGGAGUAUUAUUGGUCUCAUGCUCGGUGCUGUCUACGAAGCUGGUAACUUCAGGAUGUCCACAUGGAUUCCCAUGAUAUGGGGCGGUAUCAACGUCCUGGUCCUCAUAUUGUCCAGUUUUCCCAUGCAAGGCGGUCUAUGA